AUGAUCACCCAAAUAGAUAUUCCUUCUUCCUCUUCUUCUUCUUCUCCUCCGACCCCUCGAUGGACAUACGAUGUGUUCCUCAGUUUCAGAGGAGAAGACACCCGCACAAAUUUCACAGACUUUCUGUAUACUUCUCUGAUGCAGAAAGGAAUAUUCACAUUUAGAGAUGAUGAAGAACUUGAGAGGGGAAAGCCCAUAGCUCCAAAACUCUUGAAAGCAAUCGAAGCAUCAAGAUAUGUAGUUGUCAUUCUUUCACGAAACUAUGCCAAUUCUACAUGGUGCUUGGAUGAGCUUGUAAAGGCUGUAGAAUGCAUGAACCUGAUGGGACAAACAAUACUCCCAGUUUUCUAUCAUGUGGAUCCAUCCGAGGUACGAAAACAGAAAGCAGAUUUUGGGGAAGCCUUCUCUAAGCAUGAAGAAACCUUUAAAGACAAUAAACAGAAUGUGCAAAGAUGGAGAGAUGCACUUACUCAAGUUUCCAAUCUCUCUGGGUGGCAUUUACACGAUGGUUAUGAAUCAAAAGUUAUUCAAGAUAUCGUAGGAAAGAUUUUCACUGAAUUAAAUCAAACAAUCUCAAGUGUAUCCACAGAUUUAGUUGGGAUGGAUUCUCGCGUGAAAGAAAUGCUUUCUUGCUUAGACAUAGGGCUGCAUAAAGUUUGUGUCAUAGGGAUUUUGGGCAUUGGGGGAAUAGGUAAGACAACUGUUGCAAGAGUUGUUUACGAGAGGAUAUGUGCUCAAUUCGAAGCUUGCAGCUUUCUUGCCAAUGUUAGAGAGGUAACUGAAAAACAAGGCCUAGUUGAUUUGCAAAAGCAACUUCUGUCAGAUAUCUUGCUGGAAAGUAAUGUAAAUGUACAUAAUAUUUAUAAGGGGAUCAGUUUAAUAAGGCAGAGACUACGUGCUAAAACGGUUCUUAUCAUUCUUGAUGAUGUCGAUACGCUGGAACAACUGGAAGCAUUAUGUCAUCAUAGUUGGUUUGGUUCAGGGAGUAGAAUUAUCAUAACAUCAAGAGAUGAACAUUUGUUGAGCACAUUUGGAGUGAAUAAAAUGUAUAGGGUUAAGGAAUUAAAUGAUUCUGAAGCUCUUAAACUCCUUAGUCGGAAAGCCUUUAAAAAAGAGCAAGUUGGAGAAGGUUAUCUCAAGCUGUCUAAGAAUAUCGUUGAAUACGCCAGUGGCCUUCCGUUGGCUCUUACAGUUACGGGUUCAUUCCUUUUUGGUAAAAGCAUUAAAGAAUGGUCAAGUGCAUUGGAUAGACUAAAAGAAAAUCCCGAGAAAGGAAUUAUUGAUGUGCUUAAAGUAAGCUUUGACGCAUUACAAGUCACAGAGAAAAAGGUAUUUCUGGACAUUGCAUGUUUCUUUAAAGGGGAGGACAGAGAUCGUGUAGCAAAAAUACUAGAAAGUGGUUGCGGAUACAGUCCAGACAUUGAUAUAAAAGUUCUCAUAGAAAAAUCUCUAAUAACUCUGUUUGGAAAAAAAUUGUGCAUGCAUGAUUUGAUACAAGAAUUGGGUUGGGAAAUUGUUCGUCAAGAAUGUCGUGAAGAUCCAGGAAAACGUAGCAGGUUGUGGCUUCCCAAGGAUAUCAUCCCCGUACUUGCAAAAAAUAAGGGAACAGAUACAAUUGAAGGCAUAUUCCUCAACUUGCCGAAACAAGAGGAGAUUCACUUAAAUGCUGAUUCCUUCUCAAAGAUGUCCAACCUAAGAUUUCUCAGAAUCUGUAAUGUGGCCUCUCCUGGAUCCAUUGAAUAUCUUUCUAAUGAGUUACAACUUUUGGAAUGGCAUGCAUGUCCUUUAAAUUAUUUGCCGUCAAACUUUCAAUCAGAUAAGCUUGUUGAACUCAAAAUGCAUUUGAGCUGUGUCAAACAACUGUGGAAUGGAAAUGAAAGCUGGAGCAUGCUAAAGUGCAUCGAUCUGAGUGAUUCCCAAUACUUGAUCAAAACCCCAAACUUCACUAAGGCUCCAAAUAUUGAGAUGCUGGUGCUUCAAGGCUGUUCAAGAUUGGUUGAUGUUCACCCGUCCAUGGGAAUUCUCAAACAGCUUAUCUUGCUGAAUAUGAGAAACUGCAAAUCUGUAAAGACUCUUCCUCCUUUCAUUAGUUUGGAAUCUCUUCGAAGUUUAACUCUCUCUGCUUGUUCAAGACUCAAGAGGUUUCCUGAAAUUCAAGGAGAUAUGAAAACCUUGUUAGAGCUCUAUUUAGAUGGGACUGCUAUAGAGGAAUUACCUUCAUCGAUUGAACGUUUGACAGGUCUUGCUUUGUUGAAUUUAGGAAACUGCAAAAACCUUUUCCAUAUCCCAAGUACCAUCCAAUGUUUGACAUCUCUGAAAAGUCUCAUUCUAACUGGUUGCUCAGAACUUCAUGACAUACCUGAGAAUCUGAAUUGUGUGGAAUAUCUUGAGGAGCUUGAUAUAAGUGGAACUGCUAUAAGAAAAUCAUGGUUUGUUGUAGGUAUGAAGAAUCUAAAGUAUCUAUCAUUCCAAGGAUGUAAAGAUCAACCUUCAAAAUCAUGGCAUUCCCUUAUCUUUAAUGGUUGUUGGUGUAGAGAGGAAGUUCCCACGCGUUUGUUGUUGCCUAAUUCAUUCUCAAGUUUAAUUUCUUUAGCAGAGCUGGACUUAAGUGAUUGCAGUCUGAUGGAUGGAGAGAUUCCCAGGGAUAUUGGAAGCUUAUUCUCCUUAAAAAAAUUAAAUUUAAGUGGUAGUAAUUUUGUUUGCUUACCAGAAAGCAUCUCUCAACUCUCGAAGCUUGAAGAUCUCAAGUUGAUCAGUUGUCGUAAGCUAAAAUCUCUGCCUAAGAAGCUUCCAUUAAGUAUUCGACACGUGAAUGCAGAUGAUUGUACAUCACUGAUAGAUUUCCCAAAUAAAUUAAAAGUAUGGACUUCAGCUGUUUCGGGAGUGACUACCAUCAGUUCCUUCAUUUCAUCCAAGAAUCAAGAGUGUUCUACUUCAGAGAGAGAGUGGAAAUAUGGCAAGAUUUGGACUCCAACAACUGUCCCAGGAUGUAGUACCAUUAGUUUCGUCAAAUCAGAUGAGCAUCAAGAAUGGAAACAAGUUGAUGGAUUUGUACUGCCAACUCAAUUGUUUAAAAAAGACCUAGAGCUAUUGGAUUUAAGGUCAUGUACCUUACAGUCUGGCACUCCUCAAAGUGAAAUUCCAGAGUUUUUCAGCCAUAUAGUGAAUGGGGGAAACAUAGAAAUCCCGAUAUAUGCGAAUAUGAAGAAUGAUAGGAAGUGGAUGGGGGUUGCCCUGUGUGCUCUUUUUUCAGCCAAGGGAAAUCCUGUAGUCUCCCCCACUGAAUCGGAUUCAGAAACUUCGAAUUACUUCUAUCAGUUCCAAAUUGGAACUAAUAUAUUUGUACUGGUACCAGAUCCCGAUAGUGAUUGCAUAGCACAUUUACAAACGCACUCUCAUUUUCUUUGUGUGUUCUAUGCAUCUUGGCUGCAGUUUCCAGAGUUGUUAAAUAAAUCCAGUCAAAUGUGGGCUUCAUUCAAUACCUCUAAUCCUUGCAUGGAGGUCCAGCAAUGUGGGAUUCAUUUAGUUUACGAGCAAGAUGUUGCUGUGUUUAUGCAAACAUUCAUGCAGUGUGCUUUUGGUACUGAACGCCAACCUGUACAUCAAACCCCAUUAGUUACCGGAAAAGAAGAUCAAGAUAUCCCUUCUGAUGAUAACUCCACUCCAAAUGAAGUUGACAAAGCUACAUCUGAAUAUGGAUGGUUUAAUCUAGUCGAUAAAAUUUUGAGAUGGGAGAAAUUAAUUCCAACUUCCCCAGAAGCCUCCAUAGUUCUGCUGAGAUACCUUCAGGGAUUAAACGAAAUGCAGCAACCCUAUCGCUUUUUCAUAAGUGGAAGCCCAGCGUGGUUCAACCCUAAAAAGGGUUCCUCCGUGUCAAUCGAGCUGCCACCAAAUCUUCCCCAGAGUAACAAGUGGAUGGGAUUUGCUCUAUGUGCCUCUGUUGCAGUGGACCACCGGCAUAUUGCAAAAGAGAGUUUUGGUUUUUCUUGUCGACUUCAAACGGACAAAUUUAAUACUGAGAUCUUCAUAAGCUCAACCAGUAUACAUGAUAAAGAUCAACUUCACAUUAUUUACAUUCCGCGGGCACAUUUUAAUGAGUGGUUCGUGGCUAUAUCCAGUAGCAUCAUCAGCACUUCCUUUACAACGGAUAGCCCUGGUGGUGUCCAUGUUCAAAUUUGUGGGCUUCGUAUCUUGUACCAGCAAGAUUUACAAGGGUUUGUCCAGGCAAUCACCCAAUGCAUAUUGCGCAGCUCUUCAGAUUUUGCAACUAAUUGUAAUGAACAACGAGUGGUACAAGAUUGGAUAAGUUUGAUGACAUUGCACAGUCGUAAAGUUGAGACAAGUACAAGGGAAAGGGAUAUUUCCCGAGAAUCAAGUCAACUAACUGCAGAAGAGGGCUGUGAAGAACAUUUCAGUACCACACAGGAAUGGGAGCAGUUUCAGUUGAUGUCUCGACAAUAUAGAAAUAUGGACUGGUCUGUGGCUCAAUUUUCAUGUCACUACUCUGGAAUAAAAAUUCCUAAUUGGUUCACGUUGACACAAAAUUUGCAUGAAGGCUUAGGCAACUCUGCAGAAAUCCAAGUGCCCCAAAAUUUGUACGAGGAUGGCAAUUGGAAAGGGAUUGCUAUUUGCGCACAUAUGUCCAUCCGUGAACAUCCCACCAUCAUUCUUGACACUCCCGACUCAGAGUUUACUCGUGAGCUUUUUUGUCAUCUGGACACCAACUUUUCUGGGGUCAAAUUCCGACUUGUAGAGCGUACAAAUGACAAAGCCAUGUGGUUGAAUGAUGCCUGCAAUUUCAGUUGGUUCAUCUACAUGCCACGCGCUCAGUUUUCUGAAUCCUUGAAUCAAUGCAAUCUAGUCAGGGUAACUUUUGGGUCCAAUAGCUCAGGCUUAGGCGUGCAUAAUUCUGCCCUUCGUCUAGUAUUUAACAAGGAUUUGGAGCAGCUUAUACCAACAUUGGCCAGCUGCCGCUUAUUUUCAGACCGCCAAUGUCUUUAG
Prunus armeniaca (apricot) is the source of this 5001-nucleotide messenger RNA. The record is from the annotation of a GenBank genome assembly. Lineage: Eukaryota; Viridiplantae; Streptophyta; Magnoliopsida; Rosales; Rosaceae.